This is a messenger RNA of Anoplophora glabripennis (Asian longhorned beetle), 603 nucleotides long. Its product is annotated as transcription initiation factor TFIID subunit 5-like. Gene Ontology annotation, biological process: transcription initiation at RNA polymerase II promoter. Gene Ontology annotation, molecular function: protein binding; RNA polymerase II general transcription initiation factor activity. The transcript is spliced from 3 exons. The record is from RefSeq and is a predicted model, not a curated record. NCBI's taxonomy places the organism in Eukaryota, Metazoa, Arthropoda, Insecta, Coleoptera, Cerambycidae. Gene Ontology annotation, cellular component: transcription factor TFIID complex. Bases 1 to 567 code for a protein of 188 amino acids.
AUGAUUCUCAUGGUCAGCAUAAGAAUCGAUUCCUUCAAAUCUCACUCUGAUAUCAAUUGUAUACAGUUCCAUCCCAAUUCAAAUUAUGUAGCAACAGGAUCUAGUGAUCGUCGUGUUUGUUUAUGGGACUGUAUAACAGGAAAUCACGUUCGUUUAAUGACUGGUCAUAAAUCACCAAUACAUACAUUAGCAUUUAGCAUGUGUGGGAGAUUUUUAGCGUCAAGUGGAACGGACUGCAGAGUUAUUAUUUGGGAUUUAUCACACGGGCAUCUCAUAGCUCAAUUAAUUGGUCACGAAAAAACAGUUCAUUGUCUUGCAUUUAGCAGAUGUGGAAAUAUCUUGAUAUCUGCUGGUUUGGAUUGUUCGUUGAACAUAUGGGAUUUUACGAAACUAACAGAAGACACUAAUUCUGAAGAAGUUAACGUCUCACAUAAUCCAGAUGUUAAAACUGGAAAUGAUUAUUUGCUCAGAAGUUUUACAACUAAAAAUUCACCAAUAAUUGGUUUACACUUUAGUAGAAGAAACUUAUUGCUUGCAGUUGCAUUAUAUGAUGGUAUUAGUACUUAAUGUUGAUGUAAUAAAUUAGACACUUUUCACGCAUUA